AUUUUCAGCUGAAAACGAGCUAGGAUAGUCGGGAAUCGCAUAUCCAGGAGUCAUUCCCGGUAUGGGGGACAUGAAGACCCCAGAUUUUGAUGACCUGUUGGCAGCAUUUGACAUUCCUGACAUUGAUGCCAAAGAGGCCAUCCAGUCUGCCCCAGAUGAGGCCGAGGGGCCCCACGGAGCUGCAAGCGCGCCCCUGGGAAAGCCGGAUAGCGUGGUGGGCGUGGGGUCAUCCUUGAGACCGCCGAGCCCCUCGGACCCUCAGGCGGACACCUCGAUCGUGAGCGUGAUCGUGAAGAACAAAGUGCGCCUCGAGACCGUGGAUGGAGGGGAGGGAGACGCAGACCAGGACCCCAUCGACGUGAUCGCGGGGGUCGAUGUGGGUCCCCGGCUUGGCGCCUGUGCUCCUGGGAUGGCUGAAUCGGAGGCUCUCAACCACAACGGUUUCGCAGCAUCUGGUGUCUCCACACCGCUUCCCCUGAGCCAGGCUCAAUCUAACGGUGCACCGUGGUCCAUGAACACCCCCAAAGUGUCCUCAGAAGCAGCAGGUGCCAGCACAGCCAAGUCCCACAAGCAGGGCGGUAACAUAUUCAACAGACUUAAGCCGCUUGUGGCACAGGGGUCCGGAGAUCCGGUGGGUCGGGCCAGGAAGAUGCAGCUGCUACAGCAGCAGCACCAGCAGCAGCAGGAUACAGGCCAAGAGAGAGCGGAUGGAGUCAAGGCGUCGUUACCUUCAUCCUCCUCACUGUCAGCUGGCUCGUCUCCUCUGGCUGCUGGAGGACCUGUCGGACUAGCAUCGCCUUUCUUUCCACCCUCCAAGCCUCUGCUCUCAACUCCACCUUCUGCUCCCUCGUCACACCCGCUGCACACAUCUCAGCCUUUUAACGGAGCACCCAAAGGUGGCCCUGCUGGAUUUCAACACCAGCAGAUGGAGGAGGAUGAUUCUGACCCUGAUCUGGGGAGUCCGCUGGUGAUCCAGGAGAACCCAGACUCUCCGACUUGCACUCAGUUGAGCCGACGUUACAAGUCUGACUCUGUCGCAGCGCAGCCCACGUCCUCUACUGCAUCUCAGCCGAAACCUGGGGACACUCCUUCAGGGGCGUCUCUGACUUCAUCAACCCCCCAGUCUGGGUCCACAGAGAGUCCCCAGGUGGAGGACAGACAUCCAGAACAUGUCAUAGAGGAGAGAGACUCACCAGAGAGUCCUGAACCGGAGGUGCCAAAAUCAACGGCUCAAGGCACGGCUAAGAGAUGCUCCAGCCCCGCGGUGGCCUCCACUCCGCCUCCUGCUGAACUAAGGGAGCCUAAAGAGGAGGAGGAAGAGAUGGAGGUGGGGAAUGGGAUAGACAGGGUCGUUGAUGGCAAAGCUGACAAGGGAGAAAAUGCGAGAACAGGUGAUGAAAAUAUGGAGGUGGGUGAUGGUAAGCCCAAAGCCCCGACUGCUGACAGCGGAGAAGCCGUCAUCGCUGCACCUGCUGCCUCUGGAGCUCCAUCCCGACCCCUCAAAGUCAGAAUAAAAACUAUUAAAACCUCCACAGGGGGAAUCACCAGAACUGUCACAAGGGUAGCACCUAAAGGUGGCGCUGCAGGGAAAGGCUUGGACCCUAAAGCUCAAACUGGGGAGCGGAAGGUGUUAGGAAACAAGGCCCAGAAACUUGAGGCUUCCCCUGGUCACAUGACAACAACCUCCCAGAAAGUAAGUGCUCUCAAUGCUCUGCCCGUGUCUACGCUGGCAGCCAGCAGCGUCAUGCUCGCCGCGGCCACCAAGGUCCAAAACAAAAUGGCAGCGUCUGACAAGGCAAAGGUUUCUGCCACUGCAGUCAGCAUCACUAAAUCUGCUGCCCUGCCUGUAACUCCCGCCGUGGCCUCCUCCCCGAAGUUCUCCGUUGCUGCUGGUGGGAUCAGUGUACGCACAGCCACUAACAAAACAGCUAACGGUGGUAGCGGCACCAUCAUAGGCGGCACCCUUCAGCCAAACAAACCUGCCUCCAUUGUCAACAGCACAGGAGCCGUCAUCUCCCGGAGUCAGUCGAGCCUGGUGGAGGCUUUUAACAAAAUUCUCAACAGCAAAAACCUUCUGCCAAGCUACAAGCCCGACCUGUCGGCUCCUCCUCCCCCUGAGUGGGGUCUCCCGCUCCCAGCCACCGGGUACCGCUGCCUGGAGUGUGGAGACGCUUUUGCUCUGGAGCGCAGCCUGGCACGACACUACGACCGGCGGUCGCUCCGCAUCGAGGUGACCUGCAACCACUGUGCUAAAAGGCUGGCCUUCUUUAAUAAGUGCAGCCUGCUGCUGCAUGCCCGGGAACACAAGGAGCGUGGGCUGGUCAUGCAGUGCUCACACCUGGUCAUGAGGCCUGUCACUGUGGAGCAGAUGAUCGGACAGCAGGACAUAACGCCAAUCGGUGGCCUGCUCUCCUCUUCGUCCUCCUCUCCUCCAGUCUCCUCUCCUUCGACCACACCCGGAGGCCCCGCCAUCUCCGCCAACUCCAGCCCGAUGAAGGACGCUUCGUCUUCGGCAGCAGCUCAGCCUCGACCCGUCCGCCGCGCACCUCAGGGUCCCCAAGCGCUCAUGCCUCUGCCCUGCAAGAAGGCCGAGGGGCUGCAGUACAACAACUUCAAAUGCCCAGAGUGCCAAACACAAUUCUCUGGCAAGGCCGAGCUGGUCACUCACUUCCAGCAGAUCAGAGCUGCUCCCAACUCAACGUGUACGCAGUGCUCGCCUCCCAUGAUGCUCCCGAACUCGUGUGCCGUGUCCGCCCACCAGAGGAUCCACAAACACAGAGCGCCUCACGUCUGUCCCGAGUGUGGAGGGAUCGCACGGCAGGCCAGCUUCCAGACCCACCUGGAGGAGGCCUGUCUGCACUUCGCCAGGCGCAUCGGUUACAGGUGCUCGAGCUGCCAGGUCGUGUUCGGAGGCUUGAACUCCAUCAAGUCCCACAUCCAGACUGCUCACUGCGAGGUCUUCCACAAGUGCCCCAGCUGCCCCAUGGCCUUCAAGUCUUCCCCCAGCGCCCAGAGCCACAUCAGCACCCAGCACCCGACGCUCACCGGAGGACAGGCCAAAAUGAUCUACAAGUGCGUGAUGUGCGAUACGGUUUUUACCCAGAAACCUUUGCUGUACAUGCACUUCGACACUCAUUUAGCCAAACAAAAGGUGCACGUGUUCAAGUGUCCCGACUGCACCAAGCUGUACGCCCAGAAGGGUUCCAUGAUGGAGCAUAUCAAGACGGCUCACAGAGGUCCCUCAGCCAAACAGGAGUCUCAGUCCGAUGCUUCUAACCCCGCCUCGGCGCCGGCCAACACCUCCGGCCCAUCCGGCCUCAAGUCGAAAUCCUCCGGAAAACCCGACAACUCCGACGGAGAGGACUGGGGCCGGGAACAGGAGGAGGAGGAGGAAGAGGAGGAGGAGGAAGACGACGACGGGGACGAGGACUACGAAGCUCCGGGUCACUCCGCCGCCGCGGGAGGCAGCAGUCACCCGGCCCAGACCGAGUGGACCUGCCCUCAGUGUCAGACCACCUUCACCGACAAUGAGGACUACCUGAGUCACGUGAAGAUGGAGCACGGCAAGUUCCCCUGUCGCAUCUGUGGAGGAACGUUCAGCACAUCUUCCAGCCUGAGGCGUCAUGAGCGGGUCAUCCAUGAGGGCAACAAAAGAGUCUUCCAUUGCCAGUGAGAUUCAUCAGGACAUGAAACCCUGUCCAGCUUCUGACUGGCCUGGUUUGCUCAGUCUCUCUCUGCCGUCCUUUGUCCUCAGGGUGCCCCCAUGACCAGGAAGCGAGCGGCCACGGGGGGAGAAGGUCCAGGCAGCUCCUCAGAACAAGACGGUGAAGUCGGGCCGCCUGUGGGCCGAGCGGGAGACGAGGAAGAGAACUCCACGGAGGACAGCGCCGGUCCCGCAAAGAGAACCAGGGCGUCCAUCGCGUCCACCUCAUUGGCGCCCAACGAGUUGGAGGAAGAAGACAACGUGUUCCGUUGCGUCCCGUGCGGCUUCACCACGGAGGACGGCGCCGAGUUCCAGCGCCACAUCCCCCAGCACCGGGGCGACACCGCCUCCUUCCAGUGCCUGCAGUGCGGCGUGUGCUUCGCGUCGGCCGGCUCCCUCGGCAGGCACCGCUUCAUCACCCACCGAGUGCGGGACACCCAGAGCGACGCCGACCGCGGCACCCCCCGCGCCCACGGCUCCCCGGACGGCUCCCCCGCCGCCUCCCCCCAGGCUCAGGGCGAGGACGGAGACGGGAACCUGAGCUGCAAGGUGUGCGGCCGGCGUUUCGACAAGGCCUCGGACCUCAACACCCACUUCAGGACCCACGGCAUGGCCUUCCUCACCGCACACAAGACGGACAAGCCCCAGUAGAGGAGGAGGAGCCGGUCGGCCCAGACUGACCCAUCAGCCACAGCGAGGAGUCGAGGAUCAGCGCCGAGGAGAGAGAGAGGCUGUAGAAUAUGAAUGUUGAAGAAACAGAGCUGCUUGCGUGCAGUUUUUUCUUUUUUUGUUUUGUUUUUUUUUAGCCACCACAGACGGUUUUACUCUCUAUGGCACCUCUUGUGUGCGAUUGUAACUGCAUGUUUGAUCAUGUUAGUGGUCACUUAACUGAACUCACCUGUGAUAGACUCUAGAGUAAAGCAUUUACACGUCGGCCAUACCGUGUCUAAUACAUUUCGUCCCUCCAUCUCAACCACUCUGCACUGACUGUAGCCACCUGCCUGUUUCUUACCGUAACACGGACACAUCCCGCCGUACUCCCCACAGCUGUAGUGCCCAUAUUUUGUACUUCACGCUCGUUUCGCCUCAAAGCCCGUUUUGUUCUGGCAUCGGAUCAGCUUUAGGAGGUUCAACUGAUCUCAAUCUUGAAGCAUGGAAGGGGAGCGUUUGGAGGAUUUGACACUGAUUUUUAUGUUGCUCUAAUAUUUAUUUAUACGAAACACACAUUACUGCUGUCGGUGUUCGUCAUGCGAGUCGAAUCUGACCGGAUUGCCGGCGCGAUUUACCCGCAACAGAGACAUGAGCUGAGAAUCUGUGGAAGCAUUUCAUUAGGAGACGAGGUUACUGGAGGCGUGUAACCUGUGUAGUGUGAAUAACGUGUGAUGUUGUUAAUCGUUAAGCUAGAAGAAGAAGAGAGGUCAGGCUUCCUGCCAGUAGUAUACGUGUACGAGUUUUGCCAUGUAAAUACAUAUAAUUACACUAAAAGAAAGCGUUCUGGUUUUAGUAUCUUGCUAUGAUAAUGUGAAUACGUAUAGUAUUUGUACUUGUACUGUUCCCUUUUUUUCCAAAACAAUUCGAAGUUUAAAAGAAAAAAAAAAAGAGAAAAAUGUCCCCCCCAGAGUUAGCUUCUACAGUGUAAUUACAGAGCCGAGGGAGAGCGCGGGGGUUGUGUUGUCUUAAUGUGUAUGAAAAACAAAUGUUUAUCUCUUUGAGACGGUUCUUUUUUAUCGACAGAAUCAGUGCUUGCUGUACUCACGUUUCUUUUGUAUGUUUCAAAAGCAGCCUUCAUGCUCACGUGAUGGAGGUCUACGAGUGGAUUGUUUUGUUUUUUUUUUCUUUUCGUUUGUAUCUUUUAUAUGUCAUAUCAUAUUUAUAUAGCUCAAUAGUGGAAAAAAAAACGUCAUGUCAUUUUCUUUUCCAUGGUUGUGGUCUGCUUGCUGAAAUGCCAUACACUUUUGUGCUGUUUCGAAAUAAAUGUGAAAAAGAGAGACGA
Molecule: messenger RNA, 5696 nt
Organism: Stegastes partitus (bicolor damselfish)
Lineage: Eukaryota; Metazoa; Chordata; Actinopteri; Pomacentridae
Gene: znf687b
Product: zinc finger protein 687b
Exons: 9
Source: RefSeq, a predicted model, not a curated record